UUUUCUACUGCUCCUGCAAGAUGAUGACUAUUUGGUGCUGCGCGCUUGGUAUUCUUUGCUGCAUGUGGAACUGUGCCGAGUCAUCAGAUCCAUCCUUCGGCCUCCACCAGGCAAAAUACAGCGACGCCUUCCUCCUCGCAAGGUCUACCCGAAGCCGUGUCCAGCAGCUGCUGAAUAAAUAUAAGGAGCAGCAGUUAGGAAACAAGGACUUUGAGGACAGAGGUGGGUAUUUAGAGGAGCUACCUGUGCUUUCUAUAGACUUCGACAGCUGGCUACAGCUUACGGAUUGGGAACGACUACAUGCCGCUCUGUCAGACAUCCAAACCUACAGGAAUAUGUUGGAGUGGAAGAGGAAAGGUCUGGAAACGAAUGACAAAGAUAAAGGGGUGCACUGCACUUUAUGUGAGAGCAUCAAACACAUUGAGCUGGACUUAAGGGACCUGAUGAGACAAAUCAGCAGUCAGAUGAGCCACAUUCAGGGCAGGAAAGUCACUUUUCCCGCCUCUCGGUCGCCUUCGAGCUACGCCUCUAAAACUGUGUGGGAAAGCCGAGUUGAAGGUUACAUCAUUCUGCGGGAUUUUGACCGUUACCUCACCAGGCUGGCCCGUGACUUCCUCAUUCUGGCUGUUAAAAAAUAGUAAUACUGGACAAAAACAUGAGCUUUGGUGUCAUGGUGGCCUUACAUCAUUGAAGUUGGUUUGUCAGACACAACUCAAAGGGCUUUUCUGGGUAUUUCCCACAGUUUCUGUCUUGCUAAAAUCCUACAACACAAAACAUAACAUCCUGUUUUGUUUGCAAAACCCUUAAUCCACUGGAUUUUCCAAAUAUAGAUAAUGCUAUUUAUUUGACUUAUUUAUUACCUUGACUUGUACAACGGUUGUUUUAUUUCUCUUACAGAGACACAGAGAUAGUGUUUUGCAUAUUUAUUAUUUUAUAGAGUAAACAUAUGUUUGUAUAAGGCUGUCAAUAAAAAGAUCAAACAUGUGAUGACUCCAUGUAUUAUUCUAAACACAAUUAUGUCAUUUCCUCAAAUAGUGGCCUUGACUCCUACAGACGCCUCAAUUAAUUGUGUACCCCAACAUACAACGGACUCAGUCACGAUAUACUUUUUUUUACCACCUACAGAGCACACGCGGCAUUUUUGUAAAGCUAAACUGUAUAAAGGUACUAAAAAAAGAAAAAGCAAGUAAACAUUCAAAGUGAAACCGCACUUUUUUUUAGGUAUUUUGGCCAUUAUCCACAAUCCUUUUCUGUGCAUUUUAAAUAGUAAACAACUGCUGUUACGAUGCAGGUAAUAGUGAUACGAUCUACAGAAGUGACUGAUUAAAGAACUGUGUUACUUUUCAAACUGUGUGUGAUGUUGCAGUGGCCAAAAUAUUAAACAUACCUGAUGCACAUACUAUACUUACUUAAUGAAUACUUCUACUACUUUGCUACUGUAUUUUAAUGUUGGUCAUUAUGGUGGUACUUGGAGAGACACAUUUUUUUCUGAGGUGGUACUUGGUGAAAAAAGUUUGACAACCACUGAUCUACAGUACUACGCCUAUAAGGCGCUCUAAAAAUCCCUCCAACACCAUUUUAGAUACCCGUACAUCUUUUAAGUAUGUAUGUAAUGUAGCAACAUUCAGAAUAACAUGUCAUAUUUACAGUACUUUGAUCAUUAAAAGCAUUACGAUAAUUUUUUUCCCUGGGUAAGUUCACUGAGUGCAUAGCAACAAACUCCACUUCCGUCAAUGACAAAAACAUGGCAAGCACUUUCUGUGUUUGCUACAACUAUUUGCAGACUUAAUGAGAGUCUUGGAGCGUUAUCAUGUUGCACUUAAAGCUGCAUGAUUAUUUGGUUUUAAUCCUAAUCCGCAAAAAUAAUUAUGACAUUGCUAAAUAAUAAAGAAAAUGGUUGAAAUCAAAGUACCUCUCUAUUAUGUUUUGCUCCUCCAUGUGAGGUUCCUCCUCCCUGCAAGAGCACACUUCACCCACACACUAAUAUGCGCACGCAUGCACACACACACACACACACACACACACACACACA
This is a messenger RNA of Nerophis ophidion (straightnose pipefish), 2032 nucleotides long. RefSeq lists its product as uncharacterized. Lineage: Eukaryota; Metazoa; Chordata; Actinopteri; Syngnathiformes; Syngnathidae. Bases 21 to 638 code for a protein of 205 amino acids. Gene Ontology annotation, biological process: ciliary neurotrophic factor-mediated signaling pathway; negative regulation of neuron apoptotic process. The record is from RefSeq and is a predicted model, not a curated record. Gene Ontology annotation, molecular function: ciliary neurotrophic factor receptor binding. The transcript has 5 exons.